Cyphellophora europaea CBS 101466 is the source of this 4470-nucleotide messenger RNA. RefSeq lists its product as uncharacterized. The coding region runs from base 1 to 4470 and encodes 1489 amino acids. Gene Ontology annotation, cellular component: membrane. The record is from RefSeq and is a predicted model, not a curated record. The transcript has a single exon. Gene Ontology annotation, biological process: transmembrane transport. Lineage: Eukaryota; Fungi; Ascomycota; Eurotiomycetes; Chaetothyriales; Cyphellophoraceae. Gene Ontology annotation, molecular function: ATP binding; ATP hydrolysis activity; ABC-type transporter activity.
AUGACGCGCAAUAAUGACAACGAGAAGGACGUCGAGCGCGCUCUCGAAAAUUCGACCGAGAAGGCCGAGCCCGAACUGAGUCAACGAGACGAGCCUCGACAAUAUCUCGAGGUCCCACGCGACCUGCGCAGCGUCGGUCGCCAGAAGAGCGAAGAUGGGGUUCUGGAGCAGAUUGCCUCCAAUGUAACAACGAACACGGAGGCCAGCCUGCCUCUAGAAAAGCAAGAAGAGCCACAGAAACGACCAUGGUAUCGUAGAUUAAAUCCUUUGCGGCGAGGCCAGCCGCCGCCCGUGCCCGAGGAGCGUACGGUCUGCCGGGAAUACAAUGCCGGCGUCUUCUCUAUAAUACUCUUUCACUGGAUCACGCCGCUCAUGACCGUGGGCUACAAACGAACAUUGGAGCUGAAGGACAUCUGGCUGGUCAACCCAGACCGGUCCUCGGAGACUUUGGUGACGAGACUAAUGGCCUCAUUCAAACGAAGAGCAGCGCGCGGUGAAAGUAAUCCGCUGCUGUGGGCCUUGUACGAUGCACAUCGGAAGGAGUUCCUGCUAGGAGGCUUCUGCGCAUUGAGUUCGGCCUUAUUGCAAGUCGUGUCGCCAUUCACCACCAGAUAUCUCAUUCAGUUCGCCAAUGACGCCUGGGCCGCCGACAAGUUUGGAAGUCCCGCGCCGCACAUCGGCCAUGGCAUUGGACUGGCGGUUGGCAUCACGCUCAUGCAGAUCUGCCAGAGCACGGCGACGAACCAGUUCAUCUACAGAGGAAUGAUGGUGGGCGGCGAAGCACGUGCCGUGCUCAUCAACGCUAUCUUCGAGAAAUCGCUCAAGAUCUCUGGACGCGCCAAGGCCGGAGGGAAAGCACUCGACCACGAAGACAUCGAUAAUGGCAUUGUUGGCCCCGAAGCACUGUCACAAAAAUCAGUCAAGAGGCCUGCGUUGCAGCGAGCACUCUCGAGGCGGUUGCACCCCAAGACUGGACCGAAAACCACUCCAGACAGAGGUUCCGGUGUCUCAGGAGACGGCACUGGGUGGAACAAUGGCAAGAUUGUGAAUCUGAUGAGUGUCGAUACGUACCGUGUCGACCAAGCAUCAGGCAUGUUCCAUCUCAUGUGGACAUCGCCCAUUCAGCUCGCUGUUGUCCUAGUGGUGCUGUGCGUCAAUCUUGGCUACAGUGCCCUUUCUGGGUAUGCUUUGCUCGUUUUGUGCGUACCGGCCCUCACCAAAACCAUCAAAAUCCUCUUCCGACGCCGGAAGAAGAUCAACAAGGUCACGGAUCAGCGCGUCACUCUUACUCAAGAAAUUCUGGGAUCGGUCCGAUUUGUCAAGUUCUUUGGCUGGGAGACCAGCUUCCUUGAGAGACUGAAGGAGCUGCGGAAACGAGAGAUUGGCAUGAUCCAGGUUCUGCUGGCUAUCAGGAACGCCAUCAACGCGUUGGCCAUGGCUAUGCCUGUCUUUGCGUCUAUGCUGUCUUUCAUCACUUACUCGCUCACGGACCACCACUUGGAUCCGGCCAGGGUCUUCUCUUCGCUGGCCCUCUUCAACUCGCUCAGACUGCCCCUCAAUUUGUUGCCAUUGGUCAUCGGUCAAGUUACCGACGCCUCAGCGUCAAUGGGUCGCAUCCAGGAGUUUCUUCUGGAGGAAGAGCAGAAGGACGAAGUGGAUUGGGACGAGCACUUGGAACAUGCUGUCCAAGUCGAUAAUGCAACUUUCACCUGGGAGCGGACGGCGACUGUCGAUAAGGAGAAAGUUGCCACCUUCCAGACCAGGGCGGACCUCAAAGAUGCCAAAGUAGCCAAGAAGCAGGCGAAGAAGGAUGACAAAGAGAAGCGGAAGAGCAUGAAGAAGGGCGAGGUGCCCAGCAGCGAUGCAUCGAGCGAGAUCACGGCAUCAGACCCAUUCAAGAUCCAGGAUAUUGAUUUGACGGUCGGACGAAAUGAGCUCAUUGCCGUCAUUGGCACAGUCGGCAGUGGUAAGACCUCUUUACUCGCGGCCUUGGCAGGUGAUAUGAGGAAGACGGGCGGCAAAGUGCACAUGGCUGGCACUCGAGCUUUCUGCCCGCAGUAUGCCUGGAUCCAGAAUGCGACACUCAAGGAGAACGUUAUGUUUGGCAAGCCUUUUAAUACCAAGUGGUACAACUCGGUCAUUGAUGCUUGUGCACUCCGACCAGAUCUGGACAUCUUGCCAGCAGGCGAUCGUACCGAGAUCGGCGAGAGAGGCAUCACGCUCUCUGGUGGACAGAAGCAGCGGCUGAAUAUUGCUCGAGCUAUCUACUUUGACGCCGACAUUGUGCUCAUGGACGACCCACUGUCCGCCGUUGACGCCCACGUCGGUCGCCAUAUUAUGGACAAAGCCAUCUGUGGUCUGAUGAAGGACAAAUGCCGCAUCUUAGCCACACAUCAACUGCACGUCCUCAACCGCUGCGAUCGCAUCGUUUGGAUGGAAGAUGGCCACAUCCAAGCCAUAGACACUUUUGACAACCUCAUGGCAUCGAGCGUCGACUUCCAGAAGUUGAUGGCUACCACUGCUCAAGAAGACGACGCAGCUGUCAAGGCUGACAAUCCGGAAGAUCAAGACGAGGAGAAACCCAAGAAGGCCAGCAAGAAGAAGAAGGCUGUGGCGUUGAUGCAGCAGGAGGAGCGAGCAACGAAGUCGGUGAGCUGGUCCGUCUGGGGCGCCUAUGUCAAGUCUUCCGGCUGGUGGGGCAUGUGGCCACUCAUCGCCAUAUCGCUGGUCCUCUCACAAGGCUCGAAUAUCGUGACCAGCUUGUGGCUGUCUUGGUGGGUCAGCGAUCAUUUCGGAUACUCGACGGGGGCGUACAUCGGUAUCUAUGCCGCCCUGGGUGUCACUCAAGCGACGCUGAUGUUCGUCUUCGCCACUAUUCUGUCCACCGCCGGCACCAAUGCCAGCAAGGUUCUGCUUCAGAAGGCGCUCACCAGAGUUCUGAGGGCACCGAUGGCCUUCUUCGAUACCACACCAUUGGGUCGCAUCACGAAUCGCUUCUCCAAGGAUGUCGACUCGAUGGACAACAAUCUCACGGACGCGAUGCGGAUGUACUUUCUGACGCUCGGCAUGAUUGUGUCGGUCUUCGCGCUCAUUAUCGCAUACUUCCACUUCUUCGCUGUGGCCCUCGGACCAUUGUUUGUGCUGUUCUUGUUUGCAGCCAGCUACUAUCGCGCGUCGGCAAGAGAGCUCAAGCGGCAUGAAGCCGUUCUGCGGUCGUCUGUGUUCGCCAGAUUCUCCGAAUCGAUCUCAGGUGUGGCAUCGAUCCGAGCAUAUGGGUUGCAACAGUACUUUACCCUGCGGGUCAGAGAAGCGCUCGACGACAUGAACUCGGCAUACUAUCUCACCUUUGCCAACCAAAGAUGGCUGGCAGUCCGUUUGGAUUUCAUCGGUAAUCUACUCGUGCUGACAGUGGCCAUUCUGGUCGUCACCGAUCGCUUCAGCGUCAACCCCAGUAUCGCCGGGUUAGUCCUGUCUUACAUUCUGGCCAUCGUGCAGAUGAUCCAGUUCACUGUUCGCCAGCUUGCCGAGGUUGAGAACAACAUGAAUGCUACCGAGCGUCUGCACUAUUAUGGCUCUCAACUCGACCAAGAAGCACCGCUCAAACAGCGCGAGGUGCCCGAUUCCUGGCCUCAAGCUGGGCAGAUCAAUUUUGCCAAUGUCUCGAUGCGCUACCGACCAGAGCUACCGCUGGUGCUGCGCGGCCUCUCCAUGGAGGUUCGUGGCGGCGAGCGCAUCGGUAUUGUGGGUCGUACCGGCGCAGGCAAGUCCAGCAUCAUGUCUGCGCUCUUCCGUCUGAACGAACUAUCAGAUGGGCAGAUCGCCAUUGACGGCGUUGACAUCUCCUCCGUGGGCCUUUCGGAUCUGCGAUCGCGGCUGGCCAUCAUCCCACAGGACCCGACGCUCUUCCGCGGAACCAUCCGUUCGAACCUCGACCCUUUCAACGAGCACUCGGAUCUGGAGCUGUGGUCAGCACUGCGCAAAGCUGACCUUGUCGGCGAAGAAAUCCCCACAAGCCCUACCAACAAGGAGGCGCGGCCCAAGACAGCAGAAACUGCAUUUGCAUCGACUUCGGUGGUCAAUGCGCCAGCAUCGGAGAAGCGCAUCCACCUCGACAGCACGGUAGAGGAAGAAGGCCUGAAUUUCUCGCUGGGCCAGCGGCAGCUGAUGGCUCUGGCGCGGGCGCUGGUCCGCAACUCGCGCAUCAUCGUGUGCGACGAAGCCACCAGCAGCGUCGAUUUUGAGACGGACGAGCGCAUCCAGCGCACCAUGCGCGAGGGCUUCGAGGGAAAGACGCUACUGUGCAUCGCGCAUCGACUGAAGACCAUCAUCAACUAUGAUCGCAUCUGCGUCAUGGAUCAGGGGAGUAUUGCGGAGUUGGAUUCGCCCAUCAGGCUGUUCGAGCAAGGGGGCAUUUUCAGAGGCAUGUGUGAUAAGAGCCACAUCACGCGGGAGGACUUUUUCAGAUCGUAG